Pneumocystis murina B123 is the source of this 514-nucleotide messenger RNA. RefSeq lists its product as hypothetical. Gene Ontology annotation, molecular function: RNA binding. The transcript is spliced from 5 exons. NCBI's taxonomy places the organism in Eukaryota, Fungi, Ascomycota, Pneumocystomycetes, Pneumocystales, Pneumocystaceae. The coding region runs from base 158 to 514 and encodes 118 amino acids. The record is from RefSeq and is a predicted model, not a curated record.
CUAACCCGGCACUUUAAAAAAAAAAAUACUUUUAAAGUAGUUAAGAAAUAUUAUUAUUUUUCAUAAAUUAUUGAUAUUUUUUUUAAAAAUAAAUGUCAACUGAACAACGAAACCAAGCAACACUACAUUUGGAUUAGGACCGGAAGUAACAGAAAGUAUGUUACAUGAGAUGUUUAUUCCGUUUGGUGAAAUAGUUGGAGUUGAACUUCCUCGAGAUGAAACAACAGAGGAACCACAUCAAGGCUUUGGUUAUGUAGAAUUUGAACAUAUAGAAGAUGCUCGAGAAGCAAUAGAUAAUAUGGAUCAAUCGGAAGUAUGGGGACGUAUUUUACAUGUAACGACAGCAAAAGCAGAAAGAAAAAUAUUAGAAGGUCUUGGAUCAAAGAUUCCAGUCUGGGAACAAGAGGCAUGGAUUCAACAAUACCAAAUUAAUAAAGAAGAUCGGAAAAUUGUUGAGGAAAAACAAGAAAUUAUACAGUCAUCUUUCGUACCAGUAGGCCCACGUCCUUUAUAA